Messenger RNA from Grus americana (Whooping crane), 9846 nucleotides. RefSeq names its product TNF receptor associated factor 6 (gene TRAF6). The record is from RefSeq and is a predicted model, not a curated record. The transcript has 8 exons. Gene Ontology annotation, biological process: tumor necrosis factor-mediated signaling pathway; regulation of apoptotic process; interleukin-1-mediated signaling pathway. Gene Ontology annotation, cellular component: plasma membrane signaling receptor complex. The coding region runs from base 4909 to 6546 and encodes 545 amino acids. Gene Ontology annotation, molecular function: ubiquitin protein ligase activity; tumor necrosis factor receptor binding; zinc ion binding. Lineage: Eukaryota; Metazoa; Chordata; Aves; Gruiformes; Gruidae.
CGGGGCCUGCCGGCGGCGCGGGUCGCGGCGGGCCUGGGUCGACGAACUGUGGCAAGCGAAGGGCCUGGCUCGACGAACUCUGGCAAGCGACGGGCCGGCCGGGACUCCGCCGUGUUUGGCACGGCGCGGCGCUCGGUGCGGAGCGUUUUCCCUCUCGGGCCGAGGUUGCUGGCUUGGGAGCGGAGCGCGGUCCUCGCUGCCGAGCGGAGUCACCCUCCUGCCGAGCCCAGGCCAACCGUGGCGCGUAGCCCUACGGCCUCUUCCCCGAGAGGGGAAGGCGUCUCGGUCCGCGCCUGUAUCGGUCCGGGGACUUGCCGGUGAGGGGGCCUCCGUUAGAGGAGGGCGGCUACUCGGGCUGAGGCACGCCAGCCUGUGGUGCUCGGAAAUGGAAACUGUGCCGCGGUCGGCACGGCGAGCUCAGCAGCUGUAAGCCCAGCCGUGCCUGUCAGCGGCAGGGGCCCAGAGCUAUGCUGGUUUACACUGGAGGUGGGAACGUGGCUGGAAUGACUUUCUCUGGCCUCUUAGCUGUCUGGGGUGUGCCAUCGGACAGGUGUGGGAGCAUUAGCAACGGGUAGCUUCCGAGUUGUAGUCUGAAUUGUUAGUUCUGUGCAGCCUCGAGUAUAUCACCUUAAAAGCGGGCUCUGUUUUUCCAACUGUGAAACGGAAAUAAAUUCUUUGGGAACAUGUUAAAGGUCUAUAAGGAUAAUUUUAAGAUAGGUUAUUGUUUCUAAAACAGCUCUAUUUUUUAGUAGAGACUGGCAGUACUUAAUAUUUAUGAUAAAUGUAUUAGCAUGAGUACUAUGUUAUGACUUUAGUAUUACUUUUCAUCAGUUUCAUCUGGUUUACGUAGGUCACACUGAGCCUUUUCAUACUUAAAUGGAAAUCUCAGCCAUAAGUGGGAGGAAAAUGUUCUAAUUAUAUCCCUUAUACCCAGUGGUUAAAGCUAGCCAAAAGUAUUUCUCCGUGUUUGCCUCUGAAAGUUCUGCAUGCUGCAGAGCUACCGUGAGCUAUGUGGAUUUUGUUGUGUUUUAGAUAGCGUUGACAGAAUAAUUAAGAAAGCAUUGAUUUGAAGCUUUUAGUGGGGGAGAGGCAGGAAAAGGAACAAGGGGGAGACAAAGUUCCUGAGACUGCACUAACAGCUUGUUUAACAUCUCCAUUUUGCCCUAUGUUCACCAACUGUGUUAAUACUUGCAAGCAAACUGCUUUGUCUUUCCGUAGCAUGAAAGGGCCAUAAAACUAGUCCCACUAGUAUCAGAAGGGGUCACAGAAGUGUGCUGCUAAAAGCACUUGUAUUAUUUUUAUGGCAGGUACCAUUUGGGGCAUAAUUCAUCUGCAUGUUCCAUGAUACCUUCAGCUUUUCCCAGCAGCAAAGAUUUGUAGAGCUCUGUCAGGCUCUGUUGAAUGAGAAGUUGUCAAGACAUAAAUGGCUUCUUAAGUUUUGUAGUAUUGCAUCACUGCAAUACUGCCUUCCGUUUAAAAAAUACAUUACUAUAUUUAAACAAACAAUGCAUACAAUAGAUACUUAUGCUGAUAGAAAUUCAGAAUGAAAAAAUGCAAGGUGAACAUGCUUUUUUUUCCCUUUUUGAACUUCCGUGAGUUUAAUAUGUCAAGAAGAGUAACUUUUGUAUCUCAGUAGCACAGAUCAGCUAAACAAAUAUAAAAAAGUUUUAGAUCCAGGCUGUGAAAACUAAUGAUAAAUGAUUCUGAGUAUAAAACAUAUAAAAAAGAAAAGUAAACAUAAGGUAGAGUGAAAAGGAGAAAUGUUUUAGUUGUUUCAGAAUGUGUGCUUAAUUCACUGUUUCUUUUCCCAGGGCUUCAAAUUGUUUUACUAAUGCCAGAUACAAAUUUAAUGCUUGUUGACAUAGAUGGUAAUUAAAUCUAGCCUGGAGACUGUGCUUUGCAGAAUUGACAUUUGUUCAUAGCCAUACUUGUCCCUGCCUCUUUUUGAAGUACUUCCUGUCCUGAUGUUUACUUUGUCCCCAUUAUGGCAGCAUCUUAAAUUUUCUGCAGAGGUACUGAGGGAUAUAGAAAGGCACAAUGCAUAUCUUGAAGUGUUCUCAGUGUGCAAAGGGAGAACAGAGGCUAAAGAGAGCAGUCUCUGCCACAGUAAAGAAUUAAAUAGUAUUAUUGUUCUCACUAACAACGCUUUCCUUGUAUUUGUUAAUCUGAACAAUUCUCAGUAAAAUGUCUCUAGAAGUUAAUAAAUUGAAGAAAGGUUUAGGGGAUUUUGGUUUGGGUUGGUUUUUUGAUUAUGGAAAAACCCAUGGAAUAUUUUGGUGUUAAAUACAGUGUAGUGCACUUCCACUGCUUACUAAAAUUUAAUUUGUUUUGAUGUAAUUAAGUAGGAUAAAAUAUGAAUAUAAGUGGGAAUAUGCCAUCAUCUAGUCUUCUAAGUAACACUUAAGCAUAAAAAUACACAUGUGAUUAAAGCCUGACAGCAUUCUCUCCAAGCAAAGAGAAAUCACCUGGAAAGCUUCAGAAACCCCCAAAGACUGCUCUGCUCCAGCAGCAGGAGCUCUUGAUAGUGUCUAAUGAGCUUUUAAUAUUGUUGUUCAAUUGUAUUUGCCUCAAAAGAGAAUUCUUAUUUUAAGUCUUAAGGUUCAUAUGUUAAAAUGAUAAGUAUUGUCAUUAUCCAAAAGACUUGGAAGUCUUAACUGUUACUGCUAUUAGGAGGAAAAAAAAACAAAAAACAAAAAAAACAAACAACAAAAUGUUGAUAUCUCAAGAAUAUGCUUGCAGGCUUUUACAAGAAACCAGAAUUUGUUUUUUGCAGCUACAAGUUCUGCUCGAAUCUUCUAUUGCUUUAGCUUGUCUAGUCAUUUGAUAGCUUUGAAAUGAAAGUGGUUUAUAGGUAUUAAUUAAAAGGAACUUGCAUCAUUUUGUAUUUUCUGCCUGGAUGAGGCCACAGUGAUGAUAGUUACAAACCUCAUAAUGCAAACACACGGUGCUUAUCAGUUGUCAGUAGACCAUUGAUUAAUAUGCUUGGGAAUAAGUGUUGCAAGUAUUGCUUCAUAAGCAAAUUAUCCAAAGUCACUCCGCUGGUUUGUCAGUCUCAUGACCCAGAAGUCUGUAUGUAUAAAACUGUUCUCAGUGAGGCAGAAGAAAAAAGUUUGGCCAGUUUUUCUGUCUCUGUGGGGUUGAAAGCAUUUCCCCUGCUGGCUGUGUGCUGGCCAGGUUACAAGCAGAUUAAUUAUGUUUGUGAACUUCAAGUAAGAAAAGGGAUUAUGGAAUAGUCUUCUGUAUUGAUUUCCUUAUUUAUAUGGCUACUCAGUGUGAAUUUCUAGGAAAGGACAUGUGGAAAUUAAUUGCAUUCAAUACUUACUGAUUAAUAUUCAAAAUUUUCUAUUUCAUGGUAACUGAUACACUCUCUGUACAGUGUUCCUUCACCUUUGCCAAAUGUUCAAAGGUAUCGUUUCAUAUUUCAGUGUAAAUAAGAUGCAAUGCGUACUUUUAUUUCCUCCCUAUUACUCUAAUUAUAGUGUAAUUUUCCAGGCAGUCUGAAGUUAUCUUCUGGUACCAGUGAUAUUUUUUGAUUUAGAGAAGUUUUUUAAUUAAUCCUGUGGCUCUUUGGAACGUGAUCAGUAAAAGUCCUACCUAAACUCCAUUAUACUAUGGGACUUCACAAAUCAGAGUACUGAGUGUUGUUGUGUGCAUUAAUUUAAAAUAUGAGUGGGUUUUAAUUCAGUUUUGAAAUUGUUUUUGUCAGUCAAAAGGUACAUUAUUCUUGCAGGAGUUUGCUCUUCUUGGUCUGACUGUGCUAUCUCAGAUCAACCUAAUCACUUUGUAAUGCAAUAGUGUAAAUAGCAACAUAGCACAGGUUACUUACUGAAGAAUGGUUUCAUUAUGGUUUAAUCUUAAAGUUGGAAGAGUAGUAUGGGGACUCCCUAUAAUCUUAACUGUGUCUUUUCUGGGGUAUAAAGAUUUGAUCCUUAGAGCAUUCCAGAUUUUUGCAGCACAAAUAAUGACCAAACAAAUUCUGUCCGUUACCAUUUGGCCUGGAAAGCACCUUCCUUUCUGUUGUCAAACAAUACAUCUGUUGCCUUGGUGAGAGAAAUCAACCUUUGCUGGCCCAAGGACUUUGGGUACCUCAUGUGUGGAAGCUAAAAUUCAUUAUCUAUCUCCUCGGCAAAUCUGAUAGGACUUCCUAGCUCUAGAAAGGGGCGUUUCAGAUGCAUUACCAAACAUAGUUUUAAGGCUUUCUCUGCCUGAGAAACUUCACGCUAGCAAAACCAAGAAUUACCAUGUUAUGACCCAGUUUAAUUUCAGUUGUUCCUCGAUCUGAAGACUGGAUGUUGUCCAAACAAAAAAGGUCAUAGAGCAGGCUACCAAAGUGUUUAAUGUAUUAAACUACGAAUUAAAAAAAAAAAAAUUCUAAAGGCUGUGGUGUAAACAAGGCAUUAUAAAUUAAUAUUUGCAUAUUGUUGUACUUUGACUCAGUUUUGUUCAGCACAGAGGAAGAAUAACAACUAUUAUCAAUAGGAAGAAAAACUGAUGUGUUUUGGGGGGGAUGUUUGUGAGGUUUUACUUCACUGGUAAUCUAUUUCAUAAUCAAAAAGAAAGAGUGGCAAUUUGAUGUGAAUUUUGGGAUAUAUACUGGUUUGGGCUUUAAAAUCCAUCCUUUUCUGGCAUGAAAUUUUUUUUUAAAUUCCCCAGGUGAGGAGCAUGCAAAACUGCUACAGUAGGCUCACAAAUUGUCUGCUCCACCUUCAUCAGGGGAAAGACCUGUCAUGAACAUUCAAAGUAUACUCUUCUCUAAUUGGUUUUGCUCUAGCACUGCUCUGUUCAAGAAGAUUGAAUCUAUGUUCCUACUCUUCGAAGGAACAGCCCAAGGCAAGAGUUGCACACUUCUUUGCAAUUAAUGUGACAGCUGAGUUUGGAGCAUUUCUGUGUAGCACUUGAUUAGCUACUAUGAGCUUGCUAUAUAGCGAUAACAGUUGUGGAGCCCGAGACGGGGAAAGCGGCUGCUGUGCAGCCAUGGCCAGUGCCUGCAGCGUUGGAGCGAAAGAAGACAGCGUAAGCGUCAGCAGUGGGACUGGAAACCCUGCAAGUUCUUUCACAGAGGAGACACAAGGCUAUGAUGUGGAGUUUGAUCCGCCCUUGGAAAGUAAAUAUGAAUGCCCAAUCUGUUUGAUGGCUCUUCGGGAAGCAGUGCAGACACCAUGUGGACACCGUUUCUGCAAAGGCUGCAUUGUCAAAUCAAUAAGAGAUGCAGGUCACAAAUGUCCAGUAGACAACGAAAUUCUGCUCGAAAAUCAACUUUUUCCUGACAACUUCGCUAAACGGGAAAUCCUUUCAUUAACGGUUAAGUGUCCCAACAAGGGCUGCAGUAUGAAGAUGGAACUGAGGCAUUUAGAGGACCACCAGUCGCAGUGUGAUUUUUCCGCUGUGGAAUGCCCACAGUGCCAAGGAACCUUCCAGAAGAACCAUCUCAAAGAGCACAUUACACAGGAGUGUCCAAGGCGUCAAGUCUGUUGUCCAAACUGUGCUACGUCUAUGGCCUAUGAAGAUAAAGAGCUUCAUGACCAAACUUGCCCACUGGCCAAUGUAUUUUGUGAAUAUUGCGAUACAGUGCUCAUCAGAGAGCAGAUGCCUAACCAUUAUGACAAUGAUUGUCCUACUGCUCCCGUGCCAUGUUUUUACAGUGCCUUUGGAUGUCCUGAAAAGAUGCAAAGGAAUGAACUGGCACGACAUAUGCAGGAGUUCACUCAGGUUCACAUGAGAAUGAUGGCUCAGAGUUUUCAAAAUAUCAGCGUUACUGCUACAAAUCCUGUACCCUUCAUCAAUGGCCUACCCUUUGACCCUGCCCUCUUUUCACACGUGUCACAUGCCACGUAUGAUUGUAAUCCAGAAGUUGAAAACUUCAAAGAAACUAUUCAGCAGUUGGAAGGUCGUCUGGUAAGACAAGAUCACCAAAUCAGAGAACUCAUUGCUAAAAUGGAGACUCAGAACACUCACAUGGCAGAACUCAAACGUACUAUCCGAAAUUUGGAGGGAAGGAUUACUGAAAUGGAGGCACAGCAAUGUAAUGGUAUUUAUAUCUGGAAGAUUGAGAACUUCAGUGGACUUCAGAAAGCCCAGGAAGAAGAGAGACCUGUUGUGAUGCACAGUCCUGGCUUCUACACUGGAAAGCCUGGCUACAAGCUGUGUUUGCGCCUGCAUAUCCAAUUACCAAAUGCUCAGCGUUGUGCUAAUUUUAUAUCUCUGUUUGUCCACACUAUGCAAGGAGAAUAUGACAGCCAUCUGCCUUGGCCUUUCCAAGGCACUAUACGACUUUCUAUUUUGGAUCAGUCAGAAGGCCCCGAAAGGCAGAAUCAUGAAGAAGUAAUGGAAGCCAAGCCAGAGUUACUAGCCUUCCAGAGACCAACAAUUCACCGCAAUCCAAAAGGUUUUGGUUAUGUGACUUUCAUGCACCUGGAAAACUUGAAACAAAGAACCUUCAUAAAGGAUGAUACCCUUCUGGUGCGCUGCGAAGUUCUAACACGUCUAGAUUUAAACAGUCUCCGCAGAGAAGGAUUUCAAGCUCGCAGUACUGAUGGAGCUAUGUAGUCUGUAAGUCUUAACCAGAGGAAUGGAGCCGCUAGUCAUGUUCUUCCAUGACAGAUUACAAACGUGCUUCAUCAUCCGUAUAGGCUGCAUUUGUAAAAGAUCAUAGUUGCCAACAUAGUUGAUCUUCACCGGAAUAGAACUUUGUUGCUGGUAUACUUUUUUUCUGUAUGAGGUCAUGUGUUCAAGUAUUUGGUAUUGUUCUCUAUUAAAGUAAUAAGCUACUUCUGUAGCAAACUAACUAAAUGAAGUGUUAUGUAUCAAAACUGCCUACAGGAGAAUGCUGUACAUCUCACUUUGGUAAAACCUAAGUCAUAUCAGAAAAGACCUGUAAAUCUUUUUGCCUUGGUGACUUGGAAUAUAGGUAACUGUAGCAGGGAAUUAGCUAAAUUAAUAAAGAUGAAGGGGGGUUUUGUUUGUUUGUUUGUUUUUCACAGAGCUUGGGAAAGUUGAGAUAGUUGCUAUAUUAACUUACCUAGAAUUUUGAAUUGGCUAUGCUUCUCUUGAAAUCUGAAGUCAAGUUAAAACUUUGCUCGCGUCAUCUAGGGUUGAGGUAUGCUUUGACCCUUCCCUCCUGCAGUUAGCUUCAGGAAGUUGCAUGUUGAUGCAGAGUUGAUACUAGUAUUUGUGAAAGACGUGGUAGUGUUGUGGAGAAGAUUAAAUGACUCUGAGCUGAGUUCACUGAAGAAAUAUUUGUAAUGUGGUCUGAAAGUGCCCCCCUAAUUCUCUUUAUUUUGAUAAAUCUUUUUGUAAGAGUGUGCUCUGGGCCCAGAAUGUCAAUCACCAUCACCAGAGAGAUAAGUGUAGCAUUUGAAUGAGAUACCUUUGUGCUGGUGAGAUCUCCUCCUAGUGCUGGACAUGUUUCAGGUUGUGAGUGGAUACAUGAGCAAAGGCAUGUACUAACUAGAUAGGGUGAUGCAGAAUUUGUUUUACUGUUGCUGAAACCUGAAUUUGUACCAAAGCCGAACUUGUGACCUGCAUCUGUUCAAAUGAUCUCUCGGUGUUCUGGGUGAUGUAUGACCUGUGUCGUCUCCUAUGAACAUAGGCCAUAUCAACAUCCAGCUGUCGUAUUUCCUGUCCCUUUAGACAAUAGGAGCUGGGCCACCCUCAACACUUUGGAGGGGAAGAAAAGUCUAUUAAUUAGUGUGAGGAAAAAUUGUAAUCCUGUUUGCUCUUAGGAAAAAAAUCUGGCUUCCAUAGUUACUCAUUUAUCAAACACUAGAUUCACUACGUAAAGAAUUCAUGAGCUUCCUAAUGUUGCGUGUUAUUGUUUUCUGUACUGAUUGUUUAUAUGCCAUAUAAAUGUUAGUUUUGACCAAAGCUGAGUAGUUCAAGUUCACUGGUGCUAAAAAUUCUAACUUUUCAUGGUGCUGAUAAAGUUCUGAAUCUUGUCUUUAGAAGGAGCGAAGAAAAAAGUUUUGUUCAUCCCAUAACUUAAGUACACAGUCUGAUACCGAAGAAAGAACUAAGCUAUACAUAAGUAUAUGAAUAUGAUUUCUCCAAUCUAGUGAAAAAGCCUAAAGACUUGAGACACUGCAACUUAAAAGAUACUGAAGAGUAUUCCAACUAGUUGUCCUCAUCAAAGCAAUGCCAUCAGGAUCAUCAGAGGGGAAAGUGCAUAUGCUUAAUAUAUGCAAGGCUAAUGAAAGACUACCGUAGUAUAUUGAUCUGGGAGGAUACUGUGCCUGCUGGCAUGAGAUUUAAAGUUCCAGGACCCAACCUAUGACUUUGUUCAUCAUAUUCAGAUGAGUAAAAUUUAUUUUGCAGAUAGAGCCCAUUAGUUGAAUAGGGAUUGUGUUUAAUGGCAUAUUGUCACUACUGAAACAUGAACUUCCUGGCUAAUGGUAAAUGCGGUUGUUGACUUAGUGCAUUCUGUGUGUUUAGAGGACAGGUGAAGCAUAUGUUACUCAAAAUAGGAAAAGAUCCAUUCUUUAAAACUAUCUUUUUUAAACCUCUUAAGUAGUUUUUAUACUGAAUAGCCUCAUCCUAUUAGCUGAAUUGUUUUGGAGUGUGUUCAGUUAGAGCAUUCCUAGUAGUUAAACUUUUCUUAAUCAAGAGCUUUUAAUGUACGUGAGAGUGCCCAGACUCACUGUACACAGAAGGCACUGUACACUAGUUCCCCAAUCAUUUUCAAGCUAUGUUAGUUCUCCAUGUUUUUCCAAGAUGCUCAGACUACCAUUCUCCUUUUUUUUAUUUGGGGGGGGGGGCGGGCAGAAGAAGCACUUGUAAUUUGAGAGCUUCUUCCUGCCACAGUUCCUUUCUCAACCUGAUUGAUGUUAACAAAAAUGUCCUUAUUCUGUGUUCUAAUACUUUAUACCCAAGACCCACUAAGUGCAUUAAUACUUUCUUUCCUUUUGAAGCUUUGCAUUAUGAACUGAAUUUUUGCUUUGAGCCUUAUCUGCUAGAUCUGAUAUACUUCUGCCUUGGGAGGAAACUCAGUCUGGUGGCAGGUUCAGGAGUUUAAAUGAUUCAGGUUAAUAUUGUACAAUAGCAGAAACCAAUAGGAAAUAAAAAGCUACUGCAUGUAUAAUAUUGUAUUGGCCACAGUAAUAUGAAUGCUUUAUUCACUGCUGCUAUUCUACUGGUUUUGUAUUUUAAUAUUACCAAGUAGAACUCUGAGUGAUGCCAAAUUACUGUAAUGCCAGAGUUUUACAUGAGAGACUUUCAGAGCUAAUUUGCUAAGUAUCAGUUAAAUCUUUGUCAUGAAAAAUUAUAAAUGUUAAUGAAAUGUUUAUUAAUCUACUUGUUCCAUUUUCCUCUUUCUUCCCCCACCUUCUAAGCUACUCUUCAUUUGUCUUGAACAUGUUUUAAGUCAGCCACUCUUAGUAUGUGUAUUUGCAAAGCUACUAUGGCACAGAUUUUCCAAUUAUAAUAUAUUGCAAAAGUGUUUUCUUUUUGCCUCUGAAUGCCUUCCCCUGCAGGGCAGGGAAAAUUAUUUUACUAAAAAUGUUGGUAUGUAAUGUAUAUGUGGGAGCUCAGAUAAUGUGAGAUGUAUAGACUUGUUUUUUAAGUGGUCUCAUGAUAUGCCUGGUCAUGUUUGCUAUCAAGAGAUUAAACUUGCUAAUGAAAUAAAAUCAGGGUAGCCCUUCUGUUCUUAUUUAGAGACACUUUCACAUCAAAUACAUUGAUGAUGAAUGCAAAAGAUUAUUCUGGGGUCAGUGUUAGAAGUUUGUAUUGGUUUGCAUUGAACAGAAUGAAAGUACUCCUGUUCCUUGGAAGUAUCGAUAGAUUGUUUAAUAUAUUUUGUAAUUAAAGCACACCUAUAUUUCUGAUAGGAUUUUUAAAAAUAAACUAAUGAAACUG